UUUAUCUGAUGCGCUGAAAAGGUCGCCGCGACACGGAAACGUCGCCCCAGCCCGUUAGCCUCCCCGACCGCCUCGUAGCCUCGCUCCGCUAGCCCCAGUGUGCCUCGUCGUCGUCAACAACCCCUGCGUCUUCCCCGGACGGUUUCUCUAAAGGCUCCAUCGCGAUUCCGCCGCCCCUGGAUUUCCCCCGUCGGUGAGCUUGGGGAUUCGAGCCGUUGGCGGUGACACGACAUUAAAGCGCUUAAAGUCGAUGUAGCUAACUUCCUGCUAAGGACGGCCUAGCAAGGCGAGCUGUGCGUUUUUUUUUCCUCCUCUUUGAGUUGUAGCUGUGUUCCUGCGCCGUGCUCGAUGUCUUCUCGGUGUCAGAGGUUGUUAUUAAAGGAGUUGAAUGACUUACAGAGAGAUCCUCCGGCUUCGUGCUCAGCUGGGCCUGUAGGAGAGGACAUGUUUCACUGGCAAGCCACCAUCACAGGACCGAAUGACAGCCCAUAUCAUGGAGGAGUGUUCUUCCUCUCUGUCCAUUUCCCCACUGACUAUCCCUUUAAACCACCAAAGAUUUCCUUUACAACGAAAAUCUAUCACCCUAACAUAAACAGCAAUGGUAGCAUCUGCCUUGACAUCCUGAGGUCCCAGUGGUCACCUGCGCUGACAGUGUCAAAAGUUUUACUAUCCAUAUGCUCUUUGCUAUGUGACCCAAAUCCAGAUGAUCCAUUAGUCCCUGACAUUGCACACACCUACAAAUCGGACAGACCAAGGUACAACAAACUAGCCAGGGAAUGGACCCAUAAGUAUGCAAUGUGAAGGAACGUAUCUCUGCAACAUUGAAGCAUCCCAGAACACCUCGUAACAUGACAGUACUGUUCGAAAUGCUCAUCCACACUGGUUCUAGCUGAGGUGUUUUAUACGCUUGAAGCACUUUCUCUACUCAGAUUUUACUUGACUCAACUGUUUUUACUGUUUAUUUUUCCCCUUAAAUUGGCAUUAUUAUUAUUAGCAGUGGUGAGAUACCCGGAUUGUAUUUUUCUUUUAAAAUAUUUACUGUAUAUUGUACAAACCUGUACUGAAUUUAUUUUGCAUUGUUUUGCAUUAAAAGCAUUAAUCGAAAUUGGA
Platichthys flesus (European flounder) is the source of this 1110-nucleotide messenger RNA. Its product is annotated as ubiquitin-conjugating enzyme E2 D4-like. The record is from RefSeq and is a predicted model, not a curated record. The transcript is spliced from 7 exons. Gene Ontology annotation, cellular component: nucleus. Gene Ontology annotation, molecular function: ubiquitin conjugating enzyme activity. Gene Ontology annotation, biological process: protein polyubiquitination; ubiquitin-dependent protein catabolic process. Lineage: Eukaryota; Metazoa; Chordata; Actinopteri; Pleuronectiformes; Pleuronectidae. The coding region runs from base 349 to 801 and encodes 150 amino acids.